Molecule: messenger RNA, 951 nt
Organism: Vespa mandarinia (Asian giant hornet)
Lineage: Eukaryota; Metazoa; Arthropoda; Insecta; Hymenoptera; Vespidae
Source: the annotation of a RefSeq genome assembly
AUUUAUGUAAAAGAUAUAUUUUUUAUUUUUAUUAGAUUGAUUGUAAUAAUUAUUGGGAUUUUAGUAGGAGUGGCAUUUUUUGUAUUAUUAGAACGUAAAAUUCUUGGGUAUAUUCAGGAUCGAAAAGGUCCUAAUAAGGUUUUAUUAUUAGGAGUGUUUCAAUCAUUUGGAGAUGCAAUUAAAUUAUUUGUAAAGGAGAAUGUAAAAUUGUAUAAAUUAAAUUAUUUAUUUUAUUUUAUGAGUCCUAUAGUUGGAUUUUUUAUAGUGUUAAUGUUAGCAAUUAGGAUUCCGUUUAAUGAAAAUUUAUUUUGUAUAAAUUUAUUUUUAUUAUAUAUAAUGAGAUGUUUAAGAUUAGGGGUUUAUAUUAUUAUAAUAAGUGGUUGGUCUUCAAAUUCUAUGUAUGCUAUUUUGGGAGGGGUUCGAUCUGUAGCUCAGUCCUUAUCUUAUGAGGUAUCAAUAUUUUUAAUUUUUUUUGUUAUAUUUUUUUAUGUAGAAAGUUUUAAAUUAAUUGAUUUUUUAGUCUAUCAAAGAGGGAUUUUAAAAUUUUGAUAUAUAAAUUUUAUAGUUUGUAUAAUAAUAUUUUUAAGAAUAGUAGCUGAAUUAAAUCGAAUACCUUUUGAUUUUAUUGAAGGUGAGUCAGAGCUAGUAUCUGGAUUUAAUAUUGAAUAUAUAAGUGGAAGAUUUACUUUAAUUUUUUUGGGGGAAUAUAUAAUAAUUAUAGUUUUAGGUAUUUUAUUUGUUUUAAUAAAUUUUGGAGGAAAUAUAAUAAAUUUAAUUAGAAUUUUAUUAGUAUUGAUAUUUAUAAUUUUAGUAAUUUGAAUUCGAGGAUGUUUACCUCGGAUACGAUAUGAUAAUUUAAUAUAUUUUUGUUGAUAUUAUAUUUUAAGAUUAGUUAUAUUAAAUUUAUUAAUAGUAUUUAUUUUUAAGUAUUAUUUAUAUUUAAUAUAUUAA